ACAGAAAAUACCAACGGGGGAGUUAAGAGCUCCACCCUAAGGUAGUAGUUGCCCAGAGUUCGCCAGCAAGGGUUUUUUAUCUCUUAUUGAUAGCACCGCGCUGGCCGAACAGGGCUUGGUUCUCGGAGCUAAUCUCUUCCCUCGACGGCUCGCCUUGGGCGAUUCCGAACAGGAAGGAUCUUCUAUCUCAGGCACAGGGCAAUAUUUCAUCCCUGCCCGAAUUGUGGAAUCUUUCAUGUUUGGCCCCUAAGGGUACCAACUGAGGGACACAGGGCUUUCUCCUGAGGUUAUCGAGACCUUUUUAAAUGCCAGGAUUUUUCCACUUGGAAGAAGUUUGGGUGAGAUCUUAGGGCAGAAGAGGACCUCUUCGCCUCUAUGAAUAGCGCAAUGUCUCCUCUACUUCUCCCUAAAAUCACCCAGCCCCCUUGGGUCUGGACGUUAAGACACAUACCCAGAAUGCAUCUGUAUGCGUUUCUUUCCCCGGUUUCUCUGCUCCCGGGAGUCCUGCCUCCUUUUAAUGGCGCUGCACUGGCCGAACAGGGUAUGUUUGUCGGAGUUAAUACCUGUCCUCGACGGCUCGCCUUGGGCGAUUCUGAACAGGGAGAACCUUCUUAUCCUUGGCCCGAAUUGUGAAACCUUUCAUGUCUGGCCCCUAAGGUAACCAAAUGAGGUUCACAGGGUUUUCUCUUGAGGUUAUCGAGACCAUUUCAAGUGCUAGGGCUCCCUCCACUUGGAACUGAUCUGGGUAGAUUUUAAGAGGACCUCUUAGCCUCUGUUGAUAGCGCAAUGUCUCCUUUGUGAUGCUGCAGGCUGGUCCUCUCCGCACACAUUCAUCAAAAUGUAAUGGUUUAGAUGUUUAUGCUACUCCGGGCUCUUAUGCCCUUGAGUCGACAUCUCAAGCUCAUGUCUGAGACCUCUCACGUUUUUGUGAGUACACUGCACAACCGUAGGGGUCCGGACAGCCCCCAGGUUCUGCUAAUUAAACAUUGAAACAUUUUCAAAAAUAUUUCAAUAGAAGAAAUCUCCCAAAAACAUGAGUUGUGAAAAUUAAGAUGUGAUCUAGAAGUUUUAUACAGUGCAUGCUAUUUGUGUUUCUCAAAGCCUAAUUUUUAUUCCCGUCAAAAAUAAAAAUAUAGCAUUACUAUGUAUAAGGUCAAUAUAAUAAUACAUUCAAUAGCCUCUUUGCUUUAAUCAUCAACUUUGUCUCUCUCUGUAUUCCCCCAGAUCCAGUGAACAUGACAGAGAUUAAAGAUGACCGCCGGUUUCACAAACUUACACAACAGCAGGUGGAGACUUUGGACCAGGUUCUUACAGAGGUCAUUCCCAUUCAUGGUAGGGGCAAUUUCCCAACCCUGGAAAUCAAGCCCAAGGACAUCAUCCACGUGGUGAGAGACAGACUGAUAUUUAAGAAUAUCAAGGUGAGAGAUGUCCGUCUCAAUGGCUCAACAGCCAGUCAUGUGCUGGUCAAAGAGAAUGGCACCAGUUAUAAAGACUUAGAUAUCAUCUUUGGUGUGGAGCUUCCAAAACAGGAGGACUUCCAGAUCAUCAAGGAGGUGGUUCUAGGCUGUCUGCUGGACUUCCUACCUAAAGGAGUCAACAAAGAUAAAAUCACAGCUCUCACCAUGAAAGAGGCUUAUGUACAAAAAAUGGUUAAAGUGUUCACUGAACAUGACAGAUGGAGUCUCAUUUCCCUCUCAAACAAUAGCGGGAAGAACGUGGAGCUCAAGUUUGUCAACUCUCUACGACGACAGUUUGAAUUCAGUGUAGACUCCUUCCAGAUCAUCCUGGACAGCAUGCUACAAUCCUAUUUGGAAGACAAAUGCUUCAAGCUCUCACUGUCUUCAAUAGAACUGCCUUGCAUUACAGUGAUGGCUGAGAGCAUGUAUGGUGACUUUGAGCAGGCUAUGGACCACCUCCGUUACCGGCUAAUAGCAACACACAAUCCUGAAGAAAUCAGGGGUGGAGGCUUGCUCAAGUACAUUAAUCUAAUUGUCCGGGACUUCAAGCCUGCUAGUGAAACUGAAAUUAAAACACUUGAGCGCUACAUGUGUUCACGCUUCUUUAUUGACUUCCCUGAUGUGAAUGAGCAGCAGCGCAAGAUUGAAUCAUACCUGCGCAACCAUUUCAUUGGAGAGGAGAAGAGCAAAUACGAUUACUUAAUGACACUUCGAAGAGUAGUCAACGAGAGCACCGUGUGCCUGAUGGGACAUGAGCGCCGUCAGACCCUCAACAUGAUAACCAUUCUAGCACUCAAAGUUCUGGGUGAGCAGAACAUCAUCCCAAAUGCAAACAAUGUAACCUGCUACUACCAGCCUGCACCAUAUAUGGCAGACCACAACUUCAACAACUAUUACAUUGCAAAUGGCCAGUCCCCACUUAUAUACCACCCCUACCCCCUACACAUACACAUGCAGACAGGACUAGUUUAG
Xyrauchen texanus (razorback sucker) is the source of this 2429-nucleotide messenger RNA. Its product is annotated as terminal nucleotidyltransferase 5C-like. Bases 1236 to 2429 code for a protein of 397 amino acids. The record is from RefSeq and is a predicted model, not a curated record. Gene Ontology annotation, molecular function: poly(A) RNA polymerase activity; RNA binding. The transcript has 3 exons. Gene Ontology annotation, biological process: mRNA stabilization. Lineage: Eukaryota; Metazoa; Chordata; Actinopteri; Cypriniformes; Catostomidae.